UAUCUUCAGAACUCUCCGAUGACAGAGUAAGACGGCACAUAAUGUAUCCGUUGUUGGCGUUGAUGAUUCUGACGUCACUCGCGUCUAUAUGUCAGUCUGCAACAACGACAGAAGGGACGCUAACUAGGCCACCGGCACAAGAUGAUGAGGGCGGAUUAGACGACGGAGCUGUGGCCGCUAUCAUACUAGGGUGUUUAUUGCUAAUACUUAUUGUUAUGACCGUAGUUCUGUGUAUUCUUUACCAAAAAGGGUACAUAGGAAACAGGGAAGAGCAGGUGCUCCCGUAUUUCCCGGACAUUUAUACAACACCGGAAAGUUUACGACAGUACACAGACGCAGCGAUGGAACAGUCCUUUAAAAGCAGGAAACGCCGUUAUGUGGAAAAAGAACCAAUUAUUUAUAUAGAUGAUGAUAUUUACCAUCCACCAAAAUCCAGACCCUUGCCAACUGACGGAAAGACAGUUAAACGAAAUCCAGACUUUGUUGUGCCAAGUAAGAUACCAAAAUCACGCCGUGCACGACGAAAGACAUCACAUAGGAGAAGGUAUUCUGAGACUUGCCACUGUCAAAGGUCGUUACCAACUUCGCUGUCUUCUCACCGUAAAAUGACGUCACCCAAUUCGUUAUCAAUUACGUCAUAUCCGGAUGAUGCAGUUUUCAUUCCAGAAAAAGGAGGAAUGAAGUUUACAAUGUUUUAUGAAACCCGUGCGCCUUAUGGCGAUAGGAAAGCUUUGUCAAAGACAUUUUAGAAUAUAGAUCUAUAUGUACUUAUGAAGACUACAGUAUGGUAAUAAUCUGGUUACAUACUCUACCUUAUAUAGUGAUUAAUCAACUUACUGCAAGUUUGACGCUGAAAUGGACAGCAAAACUUGAGUGUGAAUAUAGUAUGCCUACUCAUAAAAAAUUUAGUAGAUCUAACUUACAUAUCUAGACUCUUAAUCUUGACUAAUCUAGAUUAUUGAAUGUAGAUCUAUGUUUAUUUUCAUCCUAAGAUCAUAUCUAUUCGUCUUAAGAAAAUUUAAUACUGUAAAAUCUAAAACAUUAUCUUCAUUAAUCAACAAGAUAUUUUAUCUAGAUGUAAAUAUAUGGUGCUUUAAUAGAUGAUAUUACAGGUGUACUUCUAGAUAUGAAUACUAUAGUAUGUAUCUUUUGUGAUUCAUGUUCUUUAUAUAGAUC
Molecule: messenger RNA, 1176 nt
Organism: Ruditapes philippinarum (Manila clam)
Lineage: Eukaryota; Metazoa; Mollusca; Bivalvia; Venerida; Veneridae
Exons: 5
Coding region: 42-749 (235 amino acids)
Source: RefSeq, a predicted model, not a curated record